UGUUAUAAUCUUUACGUAUAUCGGUUUAAUGUGGAAGUGUUUUGAACCGAAUGUGAUUAGUUAUAGUACAUUGAUAGACAUGUUUUGCAAGAUGGGGGAUUUGGAUUUGGGUAUAGGGUGUAUGGUUAUAUGGUGAAGGAUAAGGUGUCGCCGGAUUUGUUUGCUUUUACUUGCUUGAUUGAUGGGUAUUGUAAGGCUGGUAAUUUGGAGGUUGCAUUUGAAUUGCUAGAGGGAAUGAAGAAAUCGUUAUUUUUACCGAAUGUGGUGACUUAUAGUGCUUUGAUUGAUGGGCUGUGCAAGAAUGGGAAGUUGGAAAGAGCUAAGCGUUUGUUUUGUGAAAUGGUGGAACAUGGGGUUCGGCCUAGUUCAGCGGUUUACACUUCAAUGAUAGAUGGGCAUUUCAAGAAAGGAAAUGUAGAUGAGGCCAUGAAGUAUAUGAGUAAAAUAUGGGAUGGAAGGGUUAGUCUUGAUGCCGCUGCAUAUGGAGUGGUGGUCUCAGGCCUCUGUAAUAAUGGUCAGUUCGAUAAUGCGAUGCGGGUUGUUACAGAUGAUUUCGCCAUGAGUGGUUUUUCUCCAGAUAAGAUGUUGUUGACGACCAUUAUGGAUGUAUGUUUCAAAGCUGGCAAUUUGAAAGCAGGUUUGGGUGUCUACAGAUUGUUAGCAAAGGGUUUUGAACCAGAUGCUUUGGUGCUUUCAGCUUUGAUGGACGGCUUAUGCAAGCAUGGGCAUUUCGAGGAGGCAAGAGGCUACUUUUGCAAGGAAAAGGCUAAUGAGAUUUCAUAUACUGUGCUCAUUGAUGGGAUGUGUAAGGAAGAAAACUUUAGUGAAGUUGAGACGAUCUUCAGUGAUAUGUUGGGCUAUGCAGACAAUCUUCAGUGAUGUCCGAAAUGGGGUUUAUUCCAGACAAAUAUGUAUACACUUCUUGGAUUGCUGGGCUAUGCAGACAGGGUAAUCUGGUCGAGGCUUUGAGACUCAAGAAUAAAAUGGUUAAAGAGGGCAUCAGCCCUGAUCUGUUUACUUAUAGCUCACUUAUUUUUGGUUUAGCAAGGGACUCAUGGUUGAAGCACAACAGGUUUUCAAUGAUAUGUUGAAAAGAGGAAUUACUCCUGACCGUCAUGUCUUUGGUAUUCUGAUAAGAGGGUAUUGUGAUGAGGGUAAUGAUGUUGCCAUUUUAGGUUUGCAUGAUGAAAUGAGAAAGAGAGGACUUGUAGUCACAGGAGGUAAAGGAGAUAGAGAGCAUUGAUUUGUGAUAGCAUGUAAGGCUCCACAAGACCCAAGGGCUUUGCAGGGUAUUCCGUAAAGAAACUUGCUGCCAUGUAGCGCAGGCACACCCUGCACUGCUAUCCAUAAGAAAGUCGUCUUCAAGAGGGAAAGCUGGCUCAGAAUUCUUGCAAUUAUGGAAUUAUUGGAAUGUUCCAUCUGCGGUCCUCGCAUUGGUGUAGAGCAAGGACCUCCAGUUAUAUGUGCCUCGUUCUGUGACAGGGUCUUCAAGGCUUGUGCCGAGGCUUACUACUUGAGGGAUGCAAUAACACAGGUUCAAGCACGGUUGUGGUAGGCAUCUGAGUGGAUCCGUAAUGACACAGAGUUAUGCCAUGCUGAGGUGUUUUCUGUGAAAGAAUAUACAUCUGAGGGCAUGGAAGAAACACUUUUCUAUGGUGUUUAAAGCCAGUUUGAUUUGAUUGCAGAUUCAUGGAAGGUUCUCAUAGUCUAAGGUGCUACAGAAGCUUGAGAGCUUGAGGCUGUUAGAGAAAUUCCAGCAGAGAGUGAGGAAAUGCCAAUCAGCUCCAUCAACAAGCUGUUUUGCCAUUAUCUACUAAGAAACUUGAAGCCGAGAUGAAGCAGAAAUCUUCUAAUGUCAAUUUACAAGAGCUGUAUCCAUAUUGUAUUAGCUCUUUUCUCAUGGCAGUGAAUCAUGUAUCAGUGGAGUAUCAAUUACCGAGUUUCUGUUUUGAUUAUUUUGGAGAUCGCAAUAGAAGCUUUUCU
Messenger RNA from Rosa chinensis, 1983 nucleotides. RefSeq names its product pentatricopeptide repeat-containing protein At2g01740-like. The coding region runs from base 130 to 879 and encodes 249 amino acids. The transcript is spliced from 2 exons. Lineage: Eukaryota; Viridiplantae; Streptophyta; Magnoliopsida; Rosales; Rosaceae. Gene Ontology annotation, molecular function: protein binding. The record is from RefSeq and is a predicted model, not a curated record.